CAAUCUAGGUGCCGGACAAAGCAAGGGCUUUCUUCUCGGUGGUGUUGAUUUCAAAAGUUGGUAAUGGGGCAAAUACUUUGUUUUGGAUUGAUAAAUGGGUUCAUGGAUAGAAAAUUGCAAAUCUAGUACCUAGAUUAUUUGUAGUCAUUCCGAAAAGAAUCACUAACAGAAGAACGGUUUAGGAGGGCGUUGACAAAUAGAAGAUGGAUUUCAGAUAUCAUAGGAACUCUUUCUGUGGUGGUCUUAGUGGAUCAUCUUCAUCUCUGGAAUCAGAUUUUAGAUUUUGAGCUAUUACUAGAUGUGGAAGAUAAGCAUAUAUUCAGUAUUGCUGCUAAUGGGGCUUAUUCGGCUAAGGCUGCAUAUGAAGUGUUGUUCCCUAGGUCUGUUCAUUUCAGUCACUAUAAAAGAGUUUGAAAAACUUAGGCCCACUCCAAAUGCCACUUCUUCCUUUGGCUGACGGCAUGCUUAUCAAGGCGUCGCCUUAGCGUCGCUUUAGCGCUAAGGCUCGCGCAGAAAGCAGAGUGUCUAGCUUGCCUUGCCACGAUGCGUAAGGCGUCCGCCCCGUCCUAAGGCGUCGGCGAGGUGUUGGCGAGGCGACGCCUUAGGGGUAGAUAGGGUUUUGAGUGGGGGUUUCAGUUAGGUGGACGCACGUGUACACAUCGGUUCGGGUCAGAGCUUGAGGCGGCGGCGGCUGGGAACGUCUUUGCUAGUAGUGGCGUCCUUCCUCAACUCCGGCGGCGCGUGGGUGUGCUCCUCCCUUAGCUCCGGCGGCGUGUGGGCGUGGAGCAGCUGCGCUCACGGCGGCACGCCAGCGAGCUCCCUCAGCCCUCUCUUUAUGAUCCUAUGGCUGAUCCGAAGUGGAGAGCAAAGUCCAAUGAUCCCGGAUGGAAGUAUGGGUAUUGGACAGAAAUUGGGAACCGAGAUAAGGUCACAUGCAACCUUUGCAAGACCGUGACAACCGGAGGAAUCAAAAGGUUGAAAGAACACCUUGCGGGUGGUUUUGCGGAUACAUUAAUGUGUUCUAAGACAACAACAGAGAUUAGAAAAGAAAUGUAAGCAUAUUUGGACAAGAAUAAGAGAUGCAGACCUAUUUUUCUUGAUGAGGAUGAUGGUCAUGAGCAGCAGGAGCAGCAGGAUACUACUUAUGUACAUCAACCUAGCUUGGGGACAGCCGCUAAAAGGAAGAGAGCUGCAUUUCAAUUUAGAACAGCAGCUCCACAACCAUCCAACAUGGAAAAAGAAAAAAGAAAGGUUGCAACCAUGCUUCGGAGAACUCCCAAACAAGUUGUGGAUGACAGGCGUUCCUCAGGGUCACACCAAACCACCAUAGAGGCUGCACUGAAGCCAAAGGCUGACAGGGAAUAUGUGAAUGAGCAAUGGGCACUGUGGUUCUAUGAGUGUGGCAUUAUGCCAUCAGUUCUUGACAAUUUCAGGUUGCUUGUGAAGCUACUGCACAAUAUGGUUCCGGUUAUGUGCCUCCUAGUUUCCAUGAUUUGAGGGAGCCUUUGCUUAAUUCAUGUGUGAAGAGGACAAACAACAUGAGAGCUGAGCAUGAGAUAGCAUGGAACAACUAUGGCUGCACUCUAAUGUCUGAUGGAUGGAAUGAUAGAAGGGGUCGUCAGCUAAUCAACUUCCUUGAUCGCAGCCCAGAAGGUACUUAUUUCAUGGAAUCUGUUGAUGCAUCAAAUGUACAACAUAAUGCAUAUAUGCUAGCUGAUUUGCUUCAGGAGAGAAUUGAUAAGAUUGGAAGAGAUAAGGUUGUUCAACUAGUCACUGAUAAUGGUGCUAAUUAUAUGGCAGCGGACAGGAUUCUAAUGGACUGGAUUCCAACAUUAUUUUGGACACCUUGUGCUGCACAUUGUUUGGAUCUCAUGUUGGAAGAUAUUGGCAAAUUGAAAGACUUCAAGAAACCUAUUGCAUAUGCCAAAAGGGUGACCACUUUUAUUUAUAGACAUGGAAGAAUUUUAAGUGCAAUGAGGGAGAAGACAAGUGGGAUGGAUCUGGUAAGACCAGCAGCAACUCGAUUUGCCACAUACUUCCUUACAUUGAAGAGCUUACACAAACAUUGAUAUGCCUUGAGAGCUCUCUUUUCAAGUGAUGAAUGGAAGAACAACAAAUUAGCGAAGACAGAGGCAGGCAAGAGUGUGUACAACAUUGUUCUAUCUAAGGCGUUUUGGACUACAGUUGAAGAUUGCCUUAGAGCUUCGGCGCCACUUCUUAUUGUGCUUAGGGCUGUUGAUGGUGAUGAAAAACCAGCCAUGCCAGAAGUUGCUGCACUCAUGAAUGUUGUAAUAGAGAAGAUAAGGCUUAGCUUUCCUACCCAAAACAAGCAGACAUUGUUGAAAAAAAUCAUGGACAUCAUUGAGCGCCGGUGGGUGACACAAAUGGACCAUCCAUUAUAUGGAGCUGCACUCUAUUUGAACCCGAGAAAGUUUUUUCCAUCCGAAAGAAGGGGGAUUCUAGAUAUGUUGCAGAGCUAAGGAGUUGUUUCAAUGAUGUACUAGCAAGAAUGGAGCCCGAUGAAGAGAUUAGGUCCAAGAUUGAUGAGUAUGACAUGCAUCAUGAAGACCAAAGAGGACCUAUCUUUUCUAACAAGCUGGCACUCGAAAAUAUUCAAUCAAAAAGCCCUCUUGAUUGGUGGUGUGCAUAUGGUGGACAGGCAUUUGAACUACAAAGAUUUGUGAUGCGUGUGGUUAGCCUUUGUGCUUCAUCAUCGGGUUGUGAAUGGAUUUGGAGUACAUUUGAAUUUAUGCAUACAAAGAAGAGAAAUCGGUUGUUGCGCAAGAGGUUGAAUGACUUGGUCUUAUCUGCCUAUUUCAUGGGAACUCAACCCACCAAAUGGUCAUGUUGGAGACACCCGCUGUGCCUGUGCGGCUGUGGUCCUUUGGCAAAUCCUUAGAGUUGAAUUGUGACGGCAGUUGAUAUCCUUAGACCUUCGGGAAAGCAAAAAGCGAUAAAGAGAUCGCAGAUGGAUAUUGUGCUGUAGCACUUUCAGAUGGUGGUUCGUGUCAGUCGAUUAAUCCACUCCCACAUGAGAAGAAUUGUAUAUUGUGCUCCCUGAACUCUAUCAGGAGAGCUGCUGUAGCAGUCACUGGACAUCGAUAAUCUCGAAGAUACUGUUGCUAGUCUGUACUGGUACUGCACAGGAGUGUUUGUUAUCUGGCCAUCCAGUCCAGCAAGCUGGAUGUGUGCGUAUGUUACAUCUGUCUGCCUGAACCAGGUGGUGUAAAAAUAGGCCAAGAAAGCAUCGGAAUGGUAUACCUUUUCUUGUUCGAUUUGUAUUGCUAAAGGAUCAUUUGUUGACUGCUUGGGUUCAUAUAACAGAAUAAAAGCAUUGCGGAUUAUUCAGGGGCGCCGUCGGAGACGGCAGAUAACUAUUGCCUGCCUAGCCCGCGCCCAUUCCUCUUCCUGUUGCAGUGCAGGACAAGGCGGCGGCGGUGCAGAUCUUUCUCCCUUUUCUUGCGGGCGGCAAAGGAGAGAGACUGCGAGCCAAGGAACAGGCCAACAAAUAUCUGAGGCCCGAUAUUUUCUCCUGCCCCAGCCACGUGGAAAAGCGCCGUCACGUAGGCGUAAAGCUCCCGUCCAGUCCAGGGCCCGGUCGGCUCGGCUGCCGAUCCUUCUUCAAUCCCUCGCCUGCAACUGGCUCUCUGUCCCCUUCUGCUCCCCCCACGGUUCCCCAGAGCCCGAGCCAAAUCUAGGGGCUUCCUUCAUCCGAGCGUGGUUUCAAUUCUAGGGGUAGUCACCUCACCUGAAUUCCGCCCAAAUAAAUUCGUCGCUGCCUUGUGAUCCUUGGGGUUUCCUUGGUUCUUGAGUUGCGAUCUUCUGCUGGUUCGUGUCCCCCAAUCCGUAAUCAAUCCGGCGUCUAGGAAACCAAUUGCUGCUCAGUUCUCUUAUUUGCUCCUCGCCUUCCUUCCUCCAGCCUGGUUAAAAUAUCGAAAGGGGAUUUUUUUUUAAAAAUCUGCUCAUCGAGGAAGCAGGGAAGACAAGAAUUGUUGCAUCGGAUAAAGGUCGGGUGAAAAUACAAGCAAAUCCUGGGAACUCGCGUCCCUUUGCUAGGUGGUUCUUUCCUGAUACAAAGAACACAAUGGGCGAUGUGUCCUUGAACGGACCCAUUAAGGCUGCUGAGCCAGGUGCCGGUGGCAUUGCCAAGGGCAAUCAAGUUCUGGACACGAUGUCCGCCGGGUGGACAGACGAGAGACACAGGCUGUAUAUAAGCUCUAUGGAGGCCUCUUUCGUCGAUCAACUGUACAACCACGGGAGCCGUCCGCGCAACGCAAACGGCACCGCCUUCAAGGCUCUCCGCAGGGAGUACGUCGAGUAUGAGAAGACCGAUGCUCCUGUGCGAAGGGGGGCUAAGUGCUGCGGCGUUCCUGCAAAUCCUUGGAUGCAGCAUUUCAGGCCACGUAGUGAUGGCGGUAAUAACGCGCGAGGCGAUGGGCUCGGGGAUUCUGUGGGCGAUCUUGAAUCUGGCACUGAGGCAAACCGGAAGAGCCUCUCAGCGUCUCAUGGAAGGGAACGGGACGCUUGUGAGGGAGAACCCCAGCUUCUCCAUGAAAGUAGAGAGGUCUCUGAUCAAAAUUUUGCUGACGACGAGGCUGAAGCUGAAACAGAAUCAAUGAAAGCAUACAAGAAAAGGAGAUUAAGCAGGACAAUGAUCAACUAAAUUUGCAGGGUCAAUUAGCUUAGCCUGUUGCAGGAAUUGAGAUGACUGUCCUAAAAGGAGGCAGUAAGAUGAUGGGACAUGUCUUACGAAAUUUUCAGCUGUUGCCUCUUGGUAGCCAAGGCACUUUGAAUCCGAAGGAAGGUGUUGAAGGGUAGUUGUUAGUGAUCUUGUGAUGAUAUAACGAGCUCUGGAGCAGUUAGCAUCGGCAUUUUAGUGGAUUAUGUUCUUGUUAUGUGUAUCUGUCUAUUUUUCAGUCCUCAUCGGUAGUGCUGCAUAGUACCUCGCUCUCUCGUCAGAAGGAUAUUAGGCUAGGUCACUGUUAUUAAAUUUUUCAAUAACAGUGAAGUGUACAUGUGUUUGCCAAAUGGUGAGAAUCAUUAUUGAUUUCCAAUUCACAAACUAUUCUUUAUGCCUCA
Zea mays is the source of this 5079-nucleotide messenger RNA. RefSeq lists its product as uncharacterized. Bases 4085 to 4663 code for a protein of 192 amino acids. Gene Ontology annotation, biological process: regulation of circadian rhythm; response to cold. Lineage: Eukaryota; Viridiplantae; Streptophyta; Magnoliopsida; Poales; Poaceae. The record is from RefSeq and is a predicted model, not a curated record. The transcript is spliced from 6 exons.